Molecule: messenger RNA, 721 nt
Organism: Lutzomyia longipalpis
Lineage: Eukaryota; Metazoa; Arthropoda; Insecta; Diptera; Psychodidae
Gene: mRpL22
Product: 39S ribosomal protein L22, mitochondrial
Exons: 2
Coding region: 52-645 (197 amino acids)
Biological process (GO): ribosome assembly; translation
Cellular component (GO): mitochondrial large ribosomal subunit; ribosome
Molecular function (GO): structural constituent of ribosome
Source: RefSeq, a predicted model, not a curated record
AAACAUACGCCUCAUAUGUUUUAAUUGAGGUUAUGUUUGACUAAAAAAAUAAUGAAUUUGGUGAAGAACUUUCUCAAAAUUGCCGGGAAUUUGCAAUCCCGAGCCCCCAUACAUUGUUCAGCUGUUCUGGGGAGCUACAACUAUGGCCCAAGGAAGUUUGAACAGUACAACAAAACAAUCUUCCCUCCGGAAGAAGGUGUUGUCCGGCCUGCUUAUGUUUGUCACGUGAAGAAGAACAUCCGGUACAGCCCAACAAAGAUGUGGUAUGUGGCAUGUUUGGUACGUGGAAUGUCUGUGGAUGAGGCUGUCCGGCAGUUGAGCUUUGUCCUCAAGAAGGGCGCAAAGGACGUCAAAGAAGCCAUCCUGGAGGCACAGCAGAUGGCUGUAGAGCAGCACAAUGUUGAAUUCCGGAGUAAUCUCUGGGUAGCUGAGAGUUUUGUCGGCAAAGGGAAGUACUUCAAGGGGAUUCGGCGACAUGCCCGGAAGCGCAUGGGGGAGGUCGAAUACAAACACUGCCACUACUUUGUACGCCUGGAGGAGGGUCCCCCACCGGAGAACUACUACCCCGCCCCAUUGAACCCCGAACAGCAGCUCGACAAAUGGAUGGAGCAGAUCAGACGAAGAAAGAUCACCGGAUCUCUGUAGUUAUUUACGUAAAACACAUUUUUUGUAAAAAAAAAACAAUAAAUUAAUAAAAUAGUUAAUUACACAAAAUCCUAAA